CUACGCAGUGAAUUAUGGGGAGAAGCUUCUUCGGUGUUCUCGUCUCAUCCGCCUUGCUGUUGCUUUCGUCAACUUCUGCGUCUCCGGUCUCGGAUCCCCUUGUCAUACACACACCUUCUGGGACUUUCAGAGGCGUCGCGACAGCGAAUGGAACAGAGCAAUGGUUGGGCAUUCCGUUCGCUCAACCACCCAUCGGGUCAUUACGGUUCAAAGCUCCUGUUCCCUUCAUCAAUCGGUCGACGUCCAUUCAGGAUGCCUCGACCUUCGGGAAUGCAUGCCCACAGGUUCCUUCGACCAGUCUUGGCGCGCCUCAGUCGGAAGACUGUUUGUUCCUGAACGUCUUCCGUCCCAGUAAUGUCAGCACUUCAGAGAAGAUUCCGGUCUUAUUCUGGAUCCACGGUGGCGCCUUCAUGCAAGGGGCCGCUUCUGACCCAGAAUACAAUCCCACGUUUAUCAUCCAGCGCAGCGUAGCGACGGGCAAACCAAUCAUAUUCGUGUCUACCAAUUACCGCCUCAACACGUUCGGCUUUUUGGCCAGCAGACAUGUCCCCCCUUCGGACUUGAACGUUGGCCUUCAAGAUCAGACUGCAGCUCUUGAGUUCGUACAGCACAAUAUCGCUGCGUUCGGAGGUGACCCUGAGAAGGUCACCAUAUGGGGUCAGUCCGCAGGCGCAGGGAGUGUCGAGGCACAUGUUCUCUUCCAGUCCUCCACGAAGCUGUUCAGGGCGGCGAUGUUCGACUCGUCUACCGGACCAUUCAAGACUGCGCCGCCUCCCAGCACCUAUGAUGAAUCUGGCAAGCCCUAUGAACGCCUGGUCAACUUGACAGGCUGUCCCUCGGGACCACAGUCGUUCGCAUGCCUGCGAAGCCUUCCAUUUGAGACUCUUCAAAAUGUCACGGUCGCCAUGACCAAUGAGGUACUGAACCAGCAGCUGUGGCAGCCUACAGUGGGACCUGCCGGAAGCUUCGUUAGCGAACGUCCUUCGCAGCGCAUUGCGAGCGGCAACUUCCUGCACGUGCCCAUCCUUGCUGGUACCAACCUCAAUGAAGGGACCACGUUCAGCCAGUCUGUGCGCAAUCUCAGUGUCCCAUCCAGCGAGGAAGACGCCGCCUUCGACACGUUCAUCCAAGAACUUCUCAUCGAUCCCUCGACUGUCACCCAAGAUGUUUAUGACACCAUCAACACAUUGUACCCUGCCAAUGACUCCAGUCUGGGAGCACCGUUCAACACCGGAGACUCGUUGUACGACCGUGCUGAAGCUUGGUACUCUGACAACAUGUUCCUGUCCCCUAGGCGGCUGCUGUUCAAUAAGGCCGCGUCCCUCCAACCGCUGUUCGGAUACUUCUUCGCGGAGUUCAUUCCUGGCCAGGACCCAUCUCUGGGCGUAUUCCACGCUUCUGAAUUGAUCCUGCUCUUUGGGCAGUUUCCGGCUGUCGAGCAAGAGUUUGCCAUUCAGAUGGUAGACUUCUAUGUGAACUUCGUCAACGAUUUGAAUCCAGGAGCACCGUGGCCCCAAUUCACCCAAACGAACAAGGCCGUUCUCCAGCUCAUGCGGGACAAUAUUACCGCCAUACUGGAUGACUUCCUGAUUGACAAGACGACGUUCCUGGACUCCGCCUACGUACUAAACGAGUUCCAAAAAUAG
This is a messenger RNA of Dichomitus squalens LYAD-421 SS1, 1646 nucleotides long. RefSeq names its product alpha/beta-hydrolase. NCBI's taxonomy places the organism in Eukaryota, Fungi, Basidiomycota, Agaricomycetes, Polyporales, Polyporaceae. The coding region runs from base 15 to 1646 and encodes 543 amino acids. The transcript is spliced from 15 exons. The record is from RefSeq and is a predicted model, not a curated record.